AGCUGGGCUGCUUGUCAUGAUUAAGAUACACGAAAGUUCACCCUCAAUGGCCACAUGACAGAAACCCUGCACUCAGUAUAAAAGCUCGAGAUAUUCGAGCAUCAGUCAUGGCUUCUGCUAAUGCGUCCUAUUCUGUCCUGGAGAAACCGCUGGGCAGUGCCAAACAUAUUAGGAUUGUUGGGAUUGGGGCAGGUGCGAGCGGCAUCAACAUGGUCCGAACCCUGCGCAACAACUUGACCAACUACGAGCAUGUCAUCUAUGAGAAGAACGACAACGUUGGAGGCACGUGGGAGGAGAAUAGCUAUCCGGGGUGCAGAUGUGACGUCCCUUCACACAAUUAUCAGUUCUCAUGGAAGCCCAAUCCGGACUGGUCCAAUUUCUUCUCACCCGCAGAGGAAAUCAAGGAGUAUCUAUGGCGGGUUUGCGAGGAAGAGCGCAUGUCAGAUGUUAUCAAGACUCAACACAAGGUGACAGGUGCGUGGUGGGACGAAGCUAGGGGGUUGUGGGAUGUGAGCAUUCGGAACUUGUCAACCGGCGAGGACUUUCGAGACCAGGCCAAUUUUAUUGUUGAUGCUUCAGGCAUUUUGAACAAUUGGAAAUGGCCGAGCUUGGCGAACCUUGACCGAUUUCAAGGCGACCUGAUUCACACUGCCAGUUGGCCGAAAAACUUCGACUGGGCCGACAAGACUGUCGCAGUCAUUGGCAAUGGUUCGACGGGCGUUCAAAUCGUGCCGGCAAUACAACCAGAUGCCAAGCAACUCUAUCAUUUAAUUCGCACCCCAACAUGGAUCGUACCACCAAGGGUCAUGUCGAUGAUGAUGAUGGGCGGUCCUGCACAGGAGAUACUCGGCGAGAUUGAAAUGGACGAAAUGGAGAACUUUACUCCCGCCCAGAUCAAGAAGUUCAAGACACAACCCGAAUUCUACGAAAAGUUCGUCAAGGCCAUUGAAUGCGAUAGUAACAGAUUUUUCCCCACUAUCCUCACUGGUAGCCCCGUCCAAGCAUUUGCCACUGAAAAGGUUACGCAGUACAUGACGGCAUGUCUUGGAGGAGACGAGAAGCUUUGCAAGGCUUUGGUACCAACGUUCCCCCUUGGCACCCGGCGGAUCACACCAGCACCACGAUAUCUGGAGUCCCUCAGAGCUCCGAAUGUCGAACUGGUAUUAGAUGGCAUCGCUAGAGUUGUGCCUGAAGGGAUCCAGUUGACGUCAGGAGCAAUCGUUGAGCUGGACGCCAUCAUCUGCGCAUCAGGGUUUGAUAACUCAUUUUCUCCCCGUUUUCCCGUGGUAGGGAGGCACGGAAAUGUCCAAGACAUCAUGAAGCAAGAGACGCCCAAAGGCUACAUGUCGUGCGCUUUAGCAGGAGUACCAAACUACUUCACUUUCUUUGGACCAAACGCCCCGAUUGGGCACGGUAGUGUGUUCACUUUGACUGAGCACAUCGCUAGAUACGUCACGAGAAUCAUUCGCAAAUGCCAAAAUGAGGGCAUCAAAGCCAUCGUGCCAUCAGACGCUGCCGUCCGUGACUAUAGCGAACACAUCGCCGCGUUUAUGCCUCGCACGGCGUGGAGUGCACCCGGCCGUUCUUGGUUCAAGGGUGGGAAAGAAUACGGACCUGUGACCGCGCUGCACCCCGGAAGCCGUAUACAUUUCUUCCACAUGCUGGAACAGUUCAGAGGUGAGGACUGGGAGUACGUAUACGACAACGCCUCUCAGAAUAGGUUUAGCUAUCUGGGGAAUGGAUUCUCGUCUAAGGAGUUGGAUCCUAAUGCCAAUACUACUUGGUAUUUGGACAAGGAAGCAGCCAGUGCAAGGCUGUAAUGCGUUCCUGAAUGCGCACAAUACGACCUGUGAGUGGCCAGUUUGCUAUUGUGGAUGAGAAGAGAAGAGAGCACAUUGUUCACAGCCUGUGAACUUAUAUAUACCUAUAGACAUGGAACGUCUACCUAGCAUUACGAGUAAAGUAGCUGGGCAGUAUAUUAUAAUGAUGAAUACGUCUUACCCUAGCCAGCACACCAUUUCAUAAACAUGUGGAUAUUUCCCUCAAGUUCUCCGGUAUCGAUUCGAAGUUUGGCGACGAACCCGUUUCAUAUUC
Molecule: messenger RNA, 2094 nt
Organism: Pseudomassariella vexata
Lineage: Eukaryota; Fungi; Ascomycota; Sordariomycetes; Amphisphaeriales; Pseudomassariaceae
Exons: 6
Coding region: 108-1820 (570 amino acids)
Source: RefSeq, a predicted model, not a curated record